UCAAGUCUGAACCAAUCACGUUGCUUCAUGUAGGGAGGCUGGCAGAGCUGUGACAUUCACUGUUCGCAUGCAAGUGUCAACUGUAUGUCGUUAAAUAUCUCAAAAUGAAUGUAAUACUGUCGUCUUUCUCCCGACUGAGGGGAAUAACUCACCUGAGCAACUUCCCUUCAUUGAACCUUGCAGUAACUGGCACCUCUCACCUUAGAUCAUUCAGCAACUGGAUUGUGCCCAGAACGGCUGGAACACCUCAGAUUUCCAGAUUUCUUGCGCCGCUUUCUCCACAAGCUGAGGGUUCAGGAGUGUUCCAGCAGCUUCCGUGGCAGUACCAGCAGGUCCGGACCAGAAAAAGAGGCACAGAGUAUCAGCCCAAGAACAUUAAACGCAAAAGAACCCACGGCUGGAUAAAGAGGCUCAGCUCACAGGGUGGCAUCGAAGUGCUUCUGCGGCGAAUGCUGAAGGGGCGGAAAUCACUCUCGCAUUAAAGGUUCCUUCUGGAAACCUAUAAGACUUUCAAGAAACAGACGUCUGUUCUGAAAUGCAGGAGGUGCUCAGCAUGCAGUGAAGAACUUAUGCAUGGAGAAACUGGGUGUGGCCUGACUGGCAGUCACACAGUGUGAGUAAUAAUGGAAGGAUAGAAUGGAUACUGCCAUUGUCUGAUGGGAUGGAUUUGCCUAGAGGAAAUUUUCCCCCACCCAACAUGAAGUUUUGGUUAGAACCAUUAAAUGUCAGCAAAUGUUUUUUUUUUGUGUGUGUGUGAAUUCAUUUGGGUCAAAGAGAAAAAGUGUCCAAUAAAAUGAUUUUGCAAAACCA
Molecule: messenger RNA, 810 nt
Organism: Amphiprion ocellaris (clown anemonefish)
Lineage: Eukaryota; Metazoa; Chordata; Actinopteri; Pomacentridae
Gene: mrpl34
Product: mitochondrial ribosomal protein L34
Exons: 2
Coding region: 105-482 (125 amino acids)
Biological process (GO): translation
Cellular component (GO): mitochondrial large ribosomal subunit; ribosome
Molecular function (GO): structural constituent of ribosome
Source: RefSeq, a predicted model, not a curated record